This is a messenger RNA of Cladocopium goreaui, 1927 nucleotides long. The record is from the annotation of a GenBank genome assembly. Lineage: Eukaryota; Dinophyceae; Suessiales; Symbiodiniaceae.
AGCCGCAGCCACUCUCAUAUCGAAACACGGCUGCAGCAGACGGUCGAGACGCCGGCAAGAGGGCCUCGCUACAGAAGUGUAUCCGUUUAAGUAUGUUGGGCCUGAUACCGGUUGCGGUCAUCGCGGUGUUUUUGACGCAGCACGUGUCAAACUAUGCUGGGGAUAUUCAGUCAUUUGUGACUACGCUCUGGAGGUUUUGUAAAGAGUCUGCCGUCAGAUACCUUUGGCCGCCCCCGGCGAAAGUCUGUGAACAUCAGCAACGACGGGAGCAAAUGGAAGCCGCACUGUGGGAAGUCCGUGCGCGGACCUAUCGCCAGUCCGUGCAGUUUAUGGUGCAUGCGGCUGCCUUCGGAGUUGUUGGCAUGAUACAUGAUACUUAUUUGAACCCUUCAUGGAAUGAGAUGUUCUCCCUCUUUUCUAUGGCAUCUGUCUAUGUGGCCCAUCACUCUGUAUGCAAAGAGAAACUGAAACUCAAUGCCAUGAACUUGAGGGGAAUCUACAUCCUGUUUUACACGUCCUUCUUCUUCUUUGUGCUCUUCAAGUCAUCCUCCAAAACGGUGGAGAGUGGCAGGGCCGUCAUUGACCAGGGCUUCAAUUCAGGCUCUCGGAUGAUCAUGUCGGUGAUCUUCAUCGACACCUUGACGGCGGUGCCGGCACAGCUCUUGAUCUCUGUAGCAGAGAUGCUGGUGCACGCGCGGCAUUCGCAGAGUAGUGAGGAGACGCUACUGUUUGCCUGGAUGCAAAUCAUUAUGAGUGCAGGAAUCAUCAUCUUUUCGGUGGUUCUGGAGUUUUGGGUCACCUCGCACCUGACGUCGCUGAUGGACACGGAGUCCAUGGUCUGCAGCUUCCGCCGCAUGCUGCGCGGCGUCAGCGACGGCGAUCUGAUGCUCUCUGAGGACCUGCGUAUUGCAGAAGACUCAGAUUGCCUAAAGCAUUUAUUGAUGACGCAAAGCAAGUUCAAAGGCAAAGAUUUCGAGCGACUGCUCGUUGAAGAGGAAGUGGAUCGAUUUCAAGAGUUCAUAAAGCAGUCCAUGGCGGAAGCUCACAAGCCGGAGGAGCAGAGGACCAAGACCCCUCCCUGCCUGCGUCUCUCGCUCCGGGGUGUUUGCGACCUGCGCGUCGGGGUGGACGUGUGGCACGUGUCGAUGCCGGGGCGGAAGGACGGAGUUCGUCACUUGCUGGCCCUCCGGGAGGACAGCGAGGCCCGGCGGCAAGCACCUGAUGCCUCUGGAAAAACUCCGGAAAUGAAUAGUCCCAGCUCCACCUGUGCGGGCGAAGGGCCGGAGCCUUCGGAGUGUUCAAUGUCACAAAAAUCGAGUACCUCGAUGCUGAUGAGCUUUCCCGAGUUGGUUCAGAUGACCCUUUGCGUCGACACCUCGACACACUGGUUUGAUAUCGAACAGGCACAUUUGAGCUUCGUGAGGCAACCGCAAAGCUCGGACCACUCCAUGCCCAGCCUCCGACGCUUGGUGCGUGCCACCGACUGGGAGACGGUGCGCGCUAAGCUGAAGGCCGUGGAGGAAGGCGCUUUGGAGGAGAUACGUUUGCGCUUGGUGGACGACGCCAAGCGCGUGAUGAUCGCCAAUCAGGUUCAGGUCUCGACCUUCAAGCCUCCGCACGGAUCCUCGAGCAUCAAGCUCUGCCUCCAAUUCAGUGAGUUAGUCUUUGAGGAGAACAAGUGUCAUCGAGAACAGAACUUGGCCGCAAUUAAUGAGUAAACGUAGCGACACGUACAGAGCACCGUCACCAUCGCUGAAGCCGGUCAAUGCCUGUCACGACUGACAUUGACCGAAAAGAAAGAGAAAUGGACGGGUGUAGCCAAUAUUCGUUGAUGGUCUCACCCCCCUGGGGUUUUUCCUGGCCAACACACCUGUGAAUCAGGAAAUUGCUGUGGUGGUUGGGCAACCUCGGUUGCCCAAUGUUUCCG